Molecule: messenger RNA, 3986 nt
Organism: Dermochelys coriacea (leatherback sea turtle)
Lineage: Eukaryota; Metazoa; Chordata; Testudines; Dermochelyidae
Gene: ARHGAP20
Product: Rho GTPase activating protein 20
Exons: 15
Coding region: 176-3658 (1160 amino acids)
Biological process (GO): regulation of Rho protein signal transduction; signal transduction
Molecular function (GO): GTPase activator activity
Source: RefSeq, a predicted model, not a curated record
GCGGAGCCAUCUGGCUGAGUGGGCGGGGCCAGCCGAGCGAGUGUCCGACGCGCUCUGGUCCCGCUCGCUCGCCGCUUCACAGCCCAUGGUGCAGCCGCCGCGCGGGGUCCUCAGCGCCCGCCCGCCCGCCGGGAUGAGCCAGUGACCCCAGCGGGAGUUCGGGGAAAGGAGCUUGAUGGAAGCCAUGUCCCCGCAACAGGAUCACGUCGGGCAGGGGCGCUCGUCCUCUGUGAGCGGGGAGUCCAGAGCCUGCACAGCCUCCGAGAGCAAGAAGAAGAUGAAGAGCCUGGCUCAAAGACGUCAGUCUGCACCAUCUCUGGUCCUCAGCAAAGCACUUAACAAGUCCAGAACUAUCACCAGGGAAAGCUGCUUCUCCCCAAUCAGUCCGGAAGCAUGUCCCCUCGUGCAGUCCUUUAUCUGCCCCAACAGAGCCUUUGUACUUGAUGGUCAAGUGCAGUUGAAGACGGGCCUUCAGACCCAGGAACGGCACCUUUUCCUCUUCACAGACAUCCUUGUUGUUGCCAAGUCCAAGUCACCAUCUCAUUUCAAACUAAAGAGCCAAGUGCGUCUCUGUGAGAUGUGGACGGCAUCCUGCAUGGAAGAGGUCUAUGAGGGCAGCACUAACCCAGAAAGGUCCUUCGUUAUAGGCUGGCCAACCACCAACUGUGUUGCUAAUUUUAGUUCCCCAGAGCAGAAGGAAAAGUGGCUCUCUUCCUUGCAAAGUCGAAUCAAAGAAGAAAAAGAAAAAGACUAUCCCAAGAGCAUUCCGCUGAAGAUCAUUGCGAAGGAUGUUGGAAAUUGUGCAUAUUCGAAAACGCUCACUGUAACCAAUGCUGAUACGGUGAAUGAUGUGAUUCUUAUAGCCCUGCAGCAGCUGGGGAUUAAUGGCUCUGAAAAAGACUAUCAGCUGUGGGUGAAUUCGGGAAAAGAAGAUGCUCCUUACCCACUUAUAGGGCAUGAAUAUCCCUUUGGAAUUAAAAUGAGCCACAUUCGAGAUGCUGUGCCCCAGACACAGGAAUCGAAAGACUGUGCCUACCCUCUCGACCUUCAUGGGUCCUUCUUAAUGGAACAGCUGCCCCGAGAGCUGCAGUGCCAGUUUAUACUGAAGCCAAGUCGUCUGGCUUUGUGCGAGCAACUGAAUGAACUAAGCCAAAAGCCAUUUAAAAGGAAAAGAUCGAUCAUAAACUGGGCCUUUUGGCGUGGUCCAGGCACUCAGCUGGACAAUAUACCACUGUCUCCAACAUCUCCUGUUCCAGGGAAACUCUUUGGUCUGUCGCUGCCAGCCAUCUGUGAGAAUGACAAUCUGCCCAAACCUGUUUUGGACAUGCUUUCCUUCCUUUACAAAGAGGGGCCUUUUACCAGGGGUAUUUUCAGACGCUCAGCAAAUGCGAAAUCCUGCCGAGAGCUUAAGGAGAAGCUUAAUUUGGGAGCUGAAGUGCACCUAGCUUGUGAAUCCAUAUUUGUGACAGCCUCCGUGUUUAAGGAUUUUCUUCGGAACAUCCCAGGCAGCAUUUUUUCAUCCCAGCUCUGUGAUAAGUGGGUCUCUGUGAUGGAUGAAGGGAACCAUGAAGAGAAGAUAAAAGACAUCCAAAGGCUAAUUGAGCAACUCCCCAGAGCCAAUGUGGUUCUUUUACGUUACCUCUUUGGAGUAUUACACAGUAUAGAAAAGCAAUCUGAAGAUAACCAGAUGACUGCAUUUAAUCUAGCUGUGUGCAUCGCACCCAGCAUGCUGUGGCCUCCUGCUCCCUCUAGCCCUGAAACAGAAAGCGAAUUCACCAAAAAGGUUUCUAUUCUGGUACAGUUUCUAAUUGAAAAUUGCUGCAGGAUUUUUGGAGAGGAAAUUUCCACCCUCUUUGGGGACAUACUGAUACGAUGUGACAACAGAGAGGAUGGCUCAGAUUUCUCUUCCUUUCACCUGAAUGAUUCUUCUUAUGACAGUUUGGAAAAUGAGCUGAAUGAUGAUGUUGACUCUUCAUUUAGUGACUUGAUCAAAAAACGAGGUCAAGAUAACAGGAGCCGGGACUCAGUUUUGACUCUGAGUGAUUGUGACUUGGACCAGCCUGAGGUGGAAGAAAUUAAAAUUCAGCUGCCACCCAAAUCGAAACCAGUGCAAAUUUCUACUGGAUCACACCACGAGUCUGCAUUACAGGAUCACUCUGAGAAUGAGUCUCUUUGCUCUAGUACCUCUGGCUGCUCAUCAGUAAUGGUCCCGGAUGCUCUCAAAAGCUUGAGAAGACAGAGACGCUGCUCAGAGCCCACGAUUGGCCUUCUUGCCUCUAAGUUCAGCCACCUCAGUGGGGUUCAUGAGAAUGCCGUACGGAAAGCCAGCUGUGAUGCAGUGCUGUCGCAUGUAGAUGAAGACUGUCUCAAGCAGCUUCGUUCAUUACAGGUGGAAGGGCAAAAGCUUAUUAAUCAGAGUUUGGUUAUGGGGAUCGAUGUAGGUCAGAGUGGCACUGUGGGUCAAAAUGGUGAAAAGAAAGACUUGUCCAAUUGCCUCCUGCCCCCACCCAUGCUGAGAUUAAAUAUUUGCUCAAGAACUAGCUGUUCUAGUUUAUCUUCUCCCGGAACGUCCCCAUCUGGGUCCUCAAUGAGUUCCUUGGACAGUGCUUUCUCUCAGUUUUCAGACAAUUCAGUAUUUACUCCAACCGAGACCUCCUCUCCUUUGGACUGUGCUUUUAAUCCUCAAAAGAAACAUGGAGAGCUUUCUCCUGAGUUUAAUCCUUUCUCUGGAGUACACCUGGAUGCUGGCCUCAGUUCUUUUCCUAAUCAAGCCAGCAGCAGCAGCAGCUUCGUUUGUAUUAGAAAAGAGAGUCAAAAAAGCCCUGUAACUCUUCAUCCCAGCACAUGGCUAAAGAACGGAGCCUCCACGAUGAAAAAUUGGACUCUCCGAAAAAAGGAAAGAGUGUCCAAGCAAGAGGAGAAAAAGAAGAGUGUUGUUAAAAUAACUUUGGAACCACAAACGGAUUCUUCGGAUGCAUCAGAAGAUAACUUAUGUCAAGAACAACGGCAAGUUUUAAAAACACUUACGUCAACAGGAGGAAUUAAUGCUGCGGAAACGGUGCAAGAGGGCAACUUUUCUUCUUCCCGGGGGGGUGGGCAGCUAUGCAGCUCUCCACUUUGUGCAGGGGAAACCAAAGACAAGAGACUAAAGGCGUUGGGGCUUUUGGCUGAGCAAAGCAAGGAGGAGGAAGAGGAGGAGGAGGAGGCAAAUUCUCUAAUUGUUCAGUCACAUAAAAGACAGCUGUCCAACACUUUCACUCAGUGCACAAAUCCAAGGGCUGAGCAUGCUCCUGAGCCAGAGGAUGUUGUCAGUGCUGGACGUGAACUUUUCAUCAAGGACAGCUUAAGUAAGACUGUGAUUUCCACUGACUUAGGAGACCAGCAAGUGACAAAUUCCAAGAACAACAAAUCUUUGCCAAGCACUGAAUCAAAAAAUAUUGAUGAUGAGUCCAAAAGGGGCUUCUCUCGGUCUCCAAAAACCACAAAGGCAGUUGAUGACUGUUUGUUUAAACCUGAUGUUAAUAAAUGUGUUCAGAAAUCAGAGGAAGGGACCAAGGCCAUGGUCCAAAAUAAAAAGGAACGGCCAAACAAGCAUUGCAGUGAUCCCAAGUUUGAAGAGCUUGACCAAAGGUUUUUUGCCGAGGAGUCUUACGUUUAAAAUCACCACCUUUGGGACUAAUGUCGGAUCUGCUUAGGGUUUGAUAUUCCAAGAGACAAAUUUUCACUCUGGUGGGGCUACAGAACUCAUCCUGUCAUUAUGGGAAUUAUCAAAGUAAUUUCCCCACAUACUAAUAUUAUGAUUAACUAUCUUGCUAGAAUCUGGGAAGGUUCAGGAAAUUGUUAAGAGAAGCACUCAGAUCCAAGACACUAGCGAGUGCAGUAGUGUGUUUGAUAUAGAGUCCUCCUCUUGACCACUCAUGUUAAGCUUUGUAGAUGUAAGUCAGUGUCCUUUGUGGUUUUGAUGCAGUAUACAUGGUCAGCAUAGA